GGCGGCGGCGGCGGCGGCGGAUGUUUACGGCGGCCGAGGUCGGAGCGGCGCUGCUCGGCCGCGGACACACGAGGGACGCGCCCGAGGAGCUGCAGGUCGCAGCCCAGGCGGUCCGAACCCGUCGGCCGGCCGAGCCUGGAGGUAGAGCCGCCGCCGCCGCCGCCCCUCGGCCCGGCCUGCGGCGAGCGGGUGGUGUGUCCCCUCGGCCCCUUCCCUCCUCCUCCCCCACCCCCGGCACCCCUGCGCCCGGGGCGCUCCUCUGGGGGCCUCGCCCCUCCCCACCUCGGGCACCCUCACCUCCCCCCAGCGGCCUCCAGGGCGCCCCGCGUUUCUCUCUCCGAGCGCUCGCGGUUUCCCGUCGGUCUCUCCCGGUGCCCGUUGCUCACUCACACUCUUGGGUCUGGUUAGUCCAGACCUGCAGCUUGUCCUUGAUUUCCCAAGUGGGAAACGUUUGCAAUUCCAAGGCAAGCCAAGAGCUAAGGUUUAGAACAAAGUCUGCCUUGGACCCUUUCAGAAGAUGACAGGAUUUUUUAAAAAAUAGUUGCGCCGCCCCCCCCCCCCCGCCCCCGCACCGUGCCUUGGAGAUAGUAAGAAUUGGAGCAGAGCACUGGGACUUCAGUUCACGCAUGGAAAGAGAUCUUUGUUAGUUGGAGGAAGGAGAACUUGCCUGAGCUUCGUGCCUUUGUUUUGUUUUUGUGAGAGGGAUGUGUCUCCUAAAUGAAUGUUUGCUCCAGCGUUGCACCUCAAAUAAGUCAUCUAGAUAUCCACGCUCUCUUUAUCCACCCCCUCUUGACUCGUGUGACUAGAAUAGUUUAAUUUUUCUUCUCAAGGGAAUGGCUAAACAGCUCCGAUCUGGGCGUUUGAUAGAGUGUCAUUCAAGAAUGAGUGAAGUUGAGGUGCCUAUAAGCAACUCAGAAAUUGUUGUGGCCAUGCUUGGGGGAAAUAGAGCCCUCCACUCAGGUGAUGAGAGGAGACCUCAGAGGUGACCGAUCCAGGGCCUUUCUCCCUGCCCCACCCCAGCUCGUACCUCCAGUGAAACUUGGCUGGGCUUAUCAAGAGCUCCUUUCAUUCACUGCAACUUCAUUUGUUAGAAAGCUUCUCUGUGUAUUUAGUAGGCAUUGUCUCCAACAUGUACCACUGGUCUGGCUUUUGUUAGGCCGUUAAUAGUGUACAUGUGACAACUUUUCAAGUACAGGUGCUCCUCGACUUACGGUGGGGUCGCAUCCAGUAAACACAUCGUUAACCCUGAAGUCGAACCAUCCGAAGUCGGAGACCAUCUGUAUUUGAAAAAAGUCCCUUUGCAUUCCUUGUCAGAGUUCUGGUUUUCAAGGGGAGAAAUCUGUUUGUGUGUUUGUUUGAUCAUUCUGCCCAAAGGAGAUGUGGCUUUGGGUCCUUUUCCCCACUCAUCUUCCACAAUGAAUUACUUUGUCCAUAUUACCGUUAAGAAGUGACAUCCAGGUUGGAAUGUGAUCUUCCGUAUGUAGCCUCCCAAAACCCCAUUACCAUAGCUUCAUGCUUGUGUUGAUACAGCCACAAUCACAGCCUCCUCAGGUGUCAGUUCUGAGACCUUCCCAUGCCUGUCGCCACUCAGCAAGUGUUCUUCAUGUUCCCUGGCAGUUGGCAUUGUAAGGAGCAGCCAGGUUGUCAUGGACUGUUGCUAGUUACCACAGAGUAGUGAAUUAUAUUAAGGAUUAAUUACAGCAGACAAUGUGCACAGUAUCGAGUGCAGCAUUCUAAAAAUGAUUCUUCACUUCUACUUUGAAAAAUUGGAUUUGACUGGAUUGUAGAAUCCAGGUGAAAGUGAUAGGGUUUGGUUUGGUGAAGAGCUUAGUUGUCGGUGUUUUUGGUGACAUCAUGACUGAUCACAUCGAUGGUUUCCAGUGUGAGGGAGUGUUAGAUUGCCAGACAAAGAUGGUAAUAAAUAUCAGACCCCACAACUAUUCACAUGGAUCCUACCAAUGGCAAUAGGUAUAGAUGGGGUUACCCCCUCGUCCAAAGAUUACCAGUGUGUUGUGUGGUAAAGAACGUUGCUGUCUUGAGUAUUUUUAAAAGCUGCACUGGUGUGGUAUUAAAAACACAGGCCUUUUGCCAUACAGUCCUGGGUUUGAAUGCAGCCCCCUUCCUCACAAACUGGCUAUGCGAUGAUGAACAAAUUAACCGGCCAGCUCCAAUUUGCUUCUUAAUGUUGUGAAGUGUAAUGAGGCCAGGACUGGCAGGUGGUACCUGGAAAAAGGUGCUUGUUUUUACUAAAAAGCUGUCUGAACUUUCACAUUAAGGCAGAGUUCAAAAUAAGUGAUAGUUAGUGGAAAAUGAAACCUAUCCAACAUACAGUUUGAGGUUACCUUCUAAAGAUGUGGCUUUGAGACAGAAUGUUGGAACAUUGUAUACAGGCUUCCGGGUGAAGAAGUGGCUUUGACUGAGGAGGGUAUGCGAUUUCCAGCUCUUUUCCUAAAUAGACCCUUAAGCAUCCAAACACAUGAUUCCGCUUUUAACCACUGACCCAAAUUUUAACAUGACUGUGCUAGGCUAGGGUGCAGCCUCAGAACUAAGUGGCUUAUCCAGGAUUAAAGUUGACCUCAUUAGGACUUAAUUCCAUCUAAGUCAGCUGGCUAUGGACCAUAAUCUAACAAGGGCUCCGAAAUAAUUCAAAAAAUUCAAAAAGGGUGUGAAAAUUUAAUGACUGGACCAUCCUGUUGAUUUGCAAACCUAAUAUUCAGCUCUAAAAUCUUGAGUGUGAAGAUUGAGUAUUGCACCCUAAAAAUAGAAGAGAAUUUGUGUUAAGCUGAACCCUUCACACUUUUUGUUCACUUGUAAGAAACUAUGUGAUUAUUUUCAUUCCUGGGAAAACCUCCCACCACUGUCUCCAGUUGUGUACGUGGGUGUGUAUGAAAUUCGCCCCCGGCCCCUUGCCACCCCACAGUAUUUCUUUACGAUCCUCAUUCUGCUGUUAGAAAUCCAGAGGAAUGUGAAGAGGAAAGCAAGUAUAAACUUACUCAUGAUUAUAACAGGUUGUUAAAAAGGUUGUGUUCAUUUCAGAAAAUGUCUUCAUGAGGUCUGGUGGUCUUUUUCCGUGACAAUUUGUAUCUGGUGUUUUGUAAAGCAUUACCAUUUUAUGUGAAGUUAAAGCAGUUACUUUGAAAAAGUUACAUGCGGUAAGUAUAAAAUUGGAAAGGAUAUUUUUGUAGGUUUAAGAAGGGUAAGACUUCUCCACAUGAAAAAGUGUUUUCUUGUGAAUUAGAUGAAGCUAUGCUGUAUUUUAAUAGUUAGGCUCAGAGGUGACACAUGCUGCGCUUUUUCUUCUUGAAGGCAGCUUGGGAGAAGGUAAGACAAAGUAGUUGUUAUUUUUAAAGAUCUGGGAAAGCUGCGUAUCAUGCAAUUGAGAAGAGGCUGUAGGAAGUUCUGGUAGCAGCCCCUCCUACACUUAAACUUUAGCCAGGAAGCUGAUUUUGCAUUUGUUAGAAGAAGGUAUUUGUCACAAUACGUUCAGUUUGCGAAGAGUGUUUUCUUGCUGUUUUUGUCUAAAAUUUGAACAUUAAAAUAUCCAAAUCAACAGGUCAAAUGGAUUGCUUGACUUGGGUGGGUACUUUUGUGUCUGUUGGGGAUAUAGAAUUCCCAGAUGUAAUAUAGGACACCACCUAAAUUUUUUUUCUUUUUUCUUUUCUUUUCUUUUUUUUUUUUUUGAGACAAGAGUCUUGCUGUGUUCCCCAAGCUGGAGUGCAGUGGCACGAGUUCUGCUCACUGCAACCUCUGCCUCCCGGGUUCAAGCGAUUUUCCUCCCUCAGCCUCAUGAGUAGCUGGGAUUACAGGCAUCCACCAGCAUGCCUGGCUAAUUUAUGUAUUUUCAGUAGUGAUGGGGUUUCACCAUGUGGGCCGGGCUGUUCUGGAACUCCUGACCUCAGGUGAUCCACCCGCCUCGGCCUCCCAAAGUGCUGGGAUUACAGUCAUGAGCCACCGCACCCGGCCUAAAUUUGAAUUUCAAAUAAACAUCAAAUAAUUUUUAGUAUUGUUGUUUACCUUAAUUUCCAAUUGAAUUGGGAUUUUUUUCUCUUCUAAAUCUGGCAUCUCUGGGUGGGGCAGGGGAUGAGGUGGGUGUUGACAAAAGAUUAUUAUUUUCAGAAUUCAGAAUUUCAAAUUGGUAUCUGUUUAGAACUUUGAUUGUUCUGCUCUUACCUUUAACGUAAACCACUCUUUGUAAAAAUUUUUAGUUGUAGUAUUGCCUAAGUGUGAUCUUGAACAUGGGCGGUGCCGUGAGUGCUGGCGAAGACAAUGACGAGCUGAUAGAUAACCUGAAAGAGGCGCAGUAUAUCCGCACGGAGCUGGUAGAGCAGGCUUUCAGAGCCAUCGAUCGCGCAGACUAUUACCUCGAAGAAUUUAAAGAAAAUGCAUAUAAAGACUUGGCAUGGAAGCAUGGAAACAUUCACCUCUCAGCCCCGUGCAUCUACUCGGAGGUGAUGGAAGCUCUGGAUCUGCAGCCUGGACUCUCAUUUCUGAACCUGGGCAGUGGCACUGGGUAUCUCAGCUCCAUGGUGGGCCUCAUUCUAGGUCCUUUUGGUGUGAACCAUGGGGUGGAACUUCACUCAGAUGUGAUAGAGUAUGCAAAGCAGAAACUGGACUUCUUCAUCAGAACAAGUGAUAGUUUUGACAAGUUUGACUUCUGUGAACCCUCCUUUGUUACUGGGAAUUGCCUGGAGAUUUCUCCGGAUUGUUCUCAGUAUGAUCGUGUAUACUGUGGGGCUGGUGUGCAGAAAGAACAUGAAGAGUACAUGAAGAAUCUUCUCAAAGUGGGAGGGAUCCUUGUCAUGCCAUUGGAAGAGAAGCCCUGCCAUUCAGAGUCAGGAAAAUCAAGACUUGUCCAGUUACCACCAGUGGCAGUUCGCAGCCUCCAGGACUUGGCUCGCAUUGCCAUCCGGGGCACCAUUAAAAAGAUUAUUCAUCAGGAAACUGUGAGCAAAAACGGAAACGGACUAAAGAACACCCCCAGGUUUAAACGAAGGAGAGUUCGCCGCCGUCGAAUGGAAACGAUUGUCUUUUUGGACAAAGAAGUCUUUGCCAGUCGGAUUUCCAACCCCUCAGAUGACAACAGCUGUGAAGACUUGGAAGAGGAACGGAGGGAAGAAGAAGAGAAGACCCUGCCUGAAACAAAGCCAGACCCCCCGGUGAACUUCCUACGCCAGAAGGUUCUGAACCUCCCUCUGCCAGAUCCCCUGAAAUACUACUUGCUUUAUUACAGAGAAAAAUAAGUCUCCUGUUUGAAAGGGGGAAAUGAGGAAGAGCAGAUGGCUGAGUCUGAAGUUCGUGCUGCCUAUGUGCUGUUGAAGGGUCACCUGGAGGCAGACGUUGUGGGGAAGGGAACUGCUGGGCUCAUCCACACCGUGGUUUUCUUCUUCUAGUUCCUGAUUGACCUCUAAAAUUCUAUUCAGUUGUAUGAUUUCUUUACAUAAUUCCACAAGACUUUCAUUGCAUAGAAGAUUGUUUUCCCAAGGCGGAGAGAAUCUUCAUAGAGAAAAAGAGAAGGCUGUUUCUUUUUCGGUCUGACGAAACACUAAAGUGUGUGUAAGAGAGACUGUUUGAUGACCGUCCCUCAUACGACAUGCACGUUACUAAAAAUGAAAACUGAAGUGAAACUAGCCUGUGUUGCUUAUAAAGUGUGAAAGCACAAGCUUACAAAUGUAUAAAAUCUUUUCUGGGUGUGACGUACCUGUGUCCAAGUUUGAAUUUUUAUGAUAUGUGCCACUUAGUUACUGGCACUGAGUAUCACUGAAUUUCUUAGUUUUCCAGUGGGGAAACAUACUGAGAAGCCCUCCCUUAUUUAAGUAAGUUAAUUAAAUCUUAUGUGAGUUAUCAGUUGUAAUUUUUCAAAGGAAAAAUUUUGAUAGGGUGGAGGAAUGAAUUGCCAGAUAAUCUUUCUGGAAUUCCGGGAGAAUUCCAAAGAGGUUUUUUUUUUUUUUUUUUAUGACAUCUUUUGAUACCUUUAAAAGAAGCACUGUCAAGUAAUCCUUAAAAUAAUGUCCUGGAAAAGGAAGCAAAUUAUUUCCUGCGUGUAAGCAAUAAGUGAACUUACAUUUGCCUAACCCUAGGGAUGAUUCUUUACCCAGUUUUAAAGCCGAUCAUGGUUUUCUAAGGUGAUGACACCUCCAUCCUCGGAGCAGGUAGAAAGUAUCAAAUAGACUGAGGACUCUAGGUAGAAAGGAAAGACACUGGGGACUCUAUGAUGGACAGCCUGUGCUUUUUGACUCAGUUUGCUAUUUUUCUGUGAUCACAUUAGAGUACUGAUUCAUAGAUUCUAUCUUUUAUAAUUCUGGAGAAAAAGAGAUUUGUUAGUUUUGUAAUUUUUUUGUAAGAGCAAAUGUAUGUAUUUUAGUAGCUCCAUUGCAUGAGAACAGUGUAACUCACACUGACUUGUGAUAUCAGCCUUCUCUAGGCCUUGUGUGUGGAGAGCUUUCUGUCUUACCAAGUGGUAGGGCUAAAAGAACAGCAGCCUUUUUGGUAGUCACAUAGCAGAAUGAUCAGAGUUACAUUGCUUAUUCCAAAAAUUGGUUCUUUUUAAAACAUUUUUUUUUUACCCAAAGAAAAGAAUAAUAUAAAUUACUAACAAUAAACAUAAAUUCAGAGUGUUGAUGUAGGAUUCAGUAUCCAGAGUUUAUUUUUAAUCUUAAUGCUCAGCUUCUUGGGAGUUGCUGGGCUUCAGUGUCUCUGUGGUUUUGCCAGCUUAGCUUGAGCUCUGGUGAUUUUGGAUCUUUUCUGCUUUUUUAAGUAACUGAGUCAUUUUUACCACACAGCCCAGUUUGCAUGUAUAGCUAGGAAACAUGUAUUGUUCUAGAUUGGACAGUUUAAGUCAUUUUAAAGAAAGUUCAUAGUUGUUGCCUUUUAACUCAUACUCAAGCUUCAUUCUGUCAAAGAGAAAUUUGUGAUUUUCAUUUACUUGCUAAUAUUUUGUAAUUUGGAGAUCCUUGUGGGCAUUAUUCUAACUUAAUAUGUAGACACUUGGAAAUUUUUGGACAUAAUAUUAAAUGAGUGGCAUCUGUGAAAUUGGUUGUAUUAGGUGGCGUGACUAAUUUUUUUCUAUAAUUGUAUAUGGACUGCAUUUUAAAAAAAAACGCAUUUGCCUUUAUGCUAGAUUGCAAAAAAUUAUAUUAGAAUGCAUAAGACAUGUUUUCCCCUCAUAUGCUAGACUUUUCCUAGCAUUUUGUAUUUCUGUGUUGUCAGUGUGUGAUUUUUAAACCAGAAUUUGGUUUAAAAAAAUAUGGUGGUAAUAUAUGUGAGAAGUAGUUUGGUGCUUACCUUAUGAAAAUAAAGGAUUGUAAGUAAGGUUUCCUGCACACCUUAUACCAGAAUUCAGUAUAAUACACUACUUUCUGUUUGCAAACAGAUAAAUCAUAAUAUAGUCUGUAUUGUCUGUAAGAGCUAUCCUGUAAACCACAUUCUUGACAACUAUUUACUUUUGAGUAGUUUGUAUUUUAAUAUGUGACUUUUGUCUUGAAAAGUAGUAAAGCCAUAGACUUGUGCAAAACAAAUUUCAAGUUUAUAGAUAUUAAGUUUGUAAUGUAAGAAUCAAAUGUGUAUGUAAAAAUACUUUUUACCAGUCUGGAACUUGGGAAAAUCCAGGGAAUUUGAAACAUAGAUUUUAAUGAGCUGGUAAACACAAAUCAUGUCAAUAAAGGUAGUCAGGAUAUUUUAUCCUUA
Messenger RNA from Symphalangus syndactylus (siamang), 7683 nucleotides. RefSeq names its product protein-L-isoaspartate (D-aspartate) O-methyltransferase domain containing 2 (gene PCMTD2). Gene Ontology annotation, cellular component: cytoplasm. The record is from RefSeq and is a predicted model, not a curated record. Gene Ontology annotation, molecular function: protein-L-isoaspartate (D-aspartate) O-methyltransferase activity. Gene Ontology annotation, biological process: protein modification process. Lineage: Eukaryota; Metazoa; Chordata; Mammalia; Primates; Hylobatidae.